This is a messenger RNA of Bacillus rossius redtenbacheri, 2620 nucleotides long. RefSeq names its product brachyurin-like. Lineage: Eukaryota; Metazoa; Arthropoda; Insecta; Phasmatodea; Bacillidae. The transcript is spliced from 7 exons. Gene Ontology annotation, biological process: proteolysis. The coding region runs from base 144 to 956 and encodes 270 amino acids. The record is from RefSeq and is a predicted model, not a curated record. Gene Ontology annotation, molecular function: serine-type endopeptidase activity.
UGCCCAGCUGCCGGCACACGGCGGGGACGGAAUACGUGGUUUUCAAAACUCACACUACCAUUGGCACCAACACACUACGUAUGGGCCUGCAGAAGUUACAGUAGGAGACGCAGCACCGUUCACAUCUUGCAUCAUCCUGUUACAUGGCAACAUUGUCAGCUGUAGAUACACAUACGCUGGAGCCAUCAGUGAUACAUGGGCCCAAAACAGUUGGCGGCCCAGGGCGGCCCGCGGCACGGAUCGUGGGCGGGGUGAACGCGGCGACGGGCCAGUUCCCCUUCGUGACGGCUAUCACCAUGGACGACAGCUUCUUCUGCACCAGCUCGCUGCUGUCGCACAACUGGAUCCUGACGGCCGCCCACUGCGCCGUUGAAGCCAGCACUUUCGGCGUGAAGCUGGGAAUAACCAACUUCCUCGGAGACGAGGAUGGAGUGGUGACCACGAAGUCGAGGAAGGUCGUCGUAAAUCCCAACUACAACACUGUCAACUCCAGCUUCGACAUAGCCUUGAUAAUGCUGGCUUCUCCCGUGACAUACACCUCCAGGAUACAGCCAGUGAAGCUGCCCAGUCGCAGCUCAGCCAGCAGUUCGCUCGCCGGGACGGCCGUCAGAGAAAUGGGAUGGGGCAUCAGCGACGACUUCCCCACUACGGUCAGUCCCGUCCUCAACUACGUGGACAUGCACGUGAUCAGCAACGAGGAGUGCAGCAAGUCGUUCCCGGGCUUCAUCGACUCCACCAUCAUCUGCGCCAUAGGGGCGAACAUGAAAGGCGCGUGCGGGGGCGACAGCGGCGGCCCGCUGGUGACGGACUACGACUCGUCGGCGCCCGUGCUGGUGGGCGUGGCCGACUUCGUGGGCUACCAGGGCUGCUGGGGCGGCGAACCAACGGGCUUCGCGCGGGUCUCCUACCACCUCGACUGGAUACACUCCGCCACGGGCAUCGCCGUCCGGAGCUGAGGACCCCUCCGUCGAGCGAAGCAUCCUCGUCCUUUCUUUCUGACGUGAUCGACGAAUGCCGGCUGCAUUGUCGCGUUCCGCCUGAAGCCGAGCGUGCAAGAACCGGCCAAUCACCGCGCGAGACAAAUCUUAAUAUAUAGUCUAUAUAAAUCCAGUGUCCUGAUGUUUGUUUCCAGUGAACUCCCAGUCAAACCGAUUUCGAUGAAAAAAUUGGCAUUUACCUAUGUGUAAUUUUUUUUCCAACUUGAGAGAUAGGAUAGUUUUUAUUUCGAUCAAAAUGGUCUUAAUAAUUUAUAAUUAAUAAUAAAAUUGAUUAUCAAUGUUGAUUGGUGUUUCAAGCCCGGGAAACAGUGGGUACUUCGUCUCCAUUACAACGUUGCGUGCUCGAGAGUGGGGAAACCAUCGGUGCUAUUCGUUUUUUCUUCGGAACAUUACAAAGCACUGUAAUAAGUUUUUGUCAAAAUUAAUUAAUUUUCAUUUUAUUUCAUUUAUUAUAACUGUAAAUAAGAGAUUUGGUCUCAUUUUCCCCCAUUAAUACAACCGUGCGAAGCCGGGUCGGGCAGCUAGUCUUCUAUAAUAUCAAACAGGUUAAGGCGGGCCUUUUUAACUAAUCGUUCGUGAUUAUAUUUAAACAAAUUAUUUAAAUUAAAUUUUGCAAAAACCUGUAAAUAAUAUAUCUGAAAUUUUAAAAAAAGUAUGCAAUUUUUUCAUCAAUGUAUUUUUUUUAUGACGUUAUCACGUAAGAUUAUUUUCCGUAAACCGACUUUACAGACAACAACCCCCACCCUUUUUUUUGUAAACGCUAAAAUUACACAUUUGUACCUUUUACAUUAGAACAACUGCGUGACUACAAAAUGGUGUUCGCAGUCACACUGGGAACCAACUGCACACAAAAUAAGCACGUUACGACAGAAUAAGUUCUUUUCCAUCGUUCAAAAAAUUAGGCUUGAAUUAAAAAUAAAAAUAAAAUAAUCAUGCGCCCUUUUGUUUUCCAUGAAGAUAUACUCAACCGUUUAGGUAAGAACAAAUACCAUUAAAGCUCCAUUUAACACAGUGCAUGAAUUGUAUUGGUGUAAUAAAUGUAAUAAUCACGCUAGAAAGAAUAAAUUAUUUACAAAAUGUAGCCAAUGAAUAAGCUGGGCAUCCUAGAAGUCAAUGAAUCCGUUACACGGCCAUAUUUGUAGGUCUGGCAACUUCCUAUAUUUUGCCUUGGCAUGACUUCUUCACUUGUGCGGCCUGGUGCGACUUGUGAUCUGAUUCCACCAUUAAUUGGUUAGUCUAUUCCUAAAAUUGUUUAAAAAGGCGUUCUAAAUAUAAAUAGGAUAUUACUUGUAAUUCCAUCUAAUUUUAUAAAGUUGGGAUUGAUUAUAUUACUUAUAAUUUAUUUGGGUGCUCUUUAGGUGUUUAAUCCUUAACAAUGACUUAUAAUUUCACCAAAUUUGUCAGUUACGCUGAAGUGAUAACAGGAAAUUCUUCAGUCUUGCAUUGAGCUAAAUUGUACAGAAGGUUAUGGCUCAAUAAUCUUCAAGUAUUUCAUUUAUAUUAGUGACUAAGGAUCAAGUUAAAAGGGAAAAAUUGCAAGUUGCAAUACAAAAAAGAAAUUGUAGUAACCUUGUGUAAAAGUGCCAAAGGUUUUUUCCCCCUUAAUAACGAAGAAUUUUUUU